Messenger RNA from Diospyros lotus (date-plum), 1935 nucleotides. RefSeq lists its product as uncharacterized. The record is from RefSeq and is a predicted model, not a curated record. The transcript has 3 exons. Bases 1 to 1935 code for a protein of 644 amino acids. Lineage: Eukaryota; Viridiplantae; Streptophyta; Magnoliopsida; Ericales; Ebenaceae.
AUGGCAGUGACUAAUAGUGUCUUUCCCAUUGUUUCUGAUACUGUGUUUGAGUUUCAACCUAACCUGAUCAAUAUGGCCGCCAAUGAAAACAAUGGCAAUGAGAAUAGGAAUAAUGGGAAUAAUGCUAACAGAAGUAUUAGAGAAUUGGCUGCCCUUGAUGUGCAUUAUCAACCUUUGUGUAUUCAGUAUCCUCAAUUGGAGGCAAACUUUGAACUGAAAUCUGGAUUGAUACAUUUGCUUCCUAAGUUUCAUGGUCUUGCAGGUGAAGAUCCACACAAGCAUCUGAAGGAGUUUCAUGUGGUAUGCUCCACCAUGAGCCCGCAAGGGGUUGAUGAAGAACAAAUAAAGCUAAGGGCAUUCCCUUUCUCUCUUGAUGGAGCUGCCAAAGACUGGCUGUACUACUUGCCACCUGCUGCCAUUACCAAUUGGGAUGGCCUGAGGAGAAUAUUUCUGGAGAAGUUCUUCCCUGCUUCCAGAACAGAAGCCAUCCGGAAGGACAUUUGUGGCAUCCGACAGAUAGAUGGAGAAAGCUUGCAUGAGUCUUGGGAGAGAUUCAAGAAGCUGUACUUAGUGGAUGCUGCUUCUGGAGGAGCCUUAGUGGAAAAGACACCAGCUGCAGCCCGGGACUUAAUCUCAAAGAUGGCUCAAAACGCACAACAAUUUGGUACCAGGUAUGAUAACACAGAAUCAUGCAAUGGAAUCUUCCCUGGAAGACUGUUUCAGCACCAGCCACAACAGAGUAGGUAUGAUCCCUAUGCUCCCACCUACAAUCCGGGCUGGAGAGACCAUCCCAACUUCAGAUAUGGGGGUGCCUCAACUCAACCAUUCCAACAGAGGUUCAAUGCACCAGGUCAAAGUAAUGCCACACCAAUGAAGCAACAAGCACAGACAUUACCCAAGACAGAAUCGAGCUUGAAUGACAUAGUGCAGCAAUUGGCUGCCAAUACUCUCAAAUUCCAACAACGGACUGACACCACCAUACAGAAUUUGGAGACACAGAUUGGGCAGUUAGCAACUAACAUAAAUGAGCUAAGGAGUCAAGGUUCGGGUCAGCUACCUUCACAGCCAAUAUCCAAUCAAAAGGGAAAUGUGAGUGCGAUCAUGCUGCAUAGUGGUAAAGAAGUGAAUGCUCCAGAGAAGGCACAAGAAGAAACUGGUAGAAAAGAAGAGUCGCAGCCCCUCUCAAUUCAAAGGGCCAAGCAGCACAUCAACAAUGAUCAGGACAAAGGAGAACACACUUACAACAAUCCAUUGCCUUUUCCCCAUAAAGCCACUCAAAACAAGAAGAGGGCAGAAGCUGAGUUGGAUAAGGAGAUCAUGGAGACUUUCCAGAAGGUCGAAGUCAAUAUACCACUCUUGGAGGCCAUCAGACAGAUUCCCAAGUAUGCCAAGUUUCUCAAAGACUUGUGCACCCACAAGAGGAAACUGAAGGGAAAUGAGCAGGUCAACCUUGGAAGGAAUGUCUCAGCCCUAAUCCAGCUCGCCAUGCCUUUGAAAUGCAAAGAUCCAGGGACGUUUACCAUUCCUUGCACUAUAGGAAAGCUGCAAUUCACAAAUGCUUUGCUAGAUUUAGGUGCUUCCAUUAAUGUAAUGCCUAAGUCUGUUUAUGCAUCCUUGCAGGUUAGCCCAUUGAAAUCCACAGGAGUGGUAGUCCAGCUAGCUAACAGGAGCACGGUCUAUCCCACGGGAGUCUUGGAGGACGUGCUGGUUAAGGUUAAGGAUCUUAUCUUCCCAGCUGACUUUUAUGUUUUAAAUAUGGAAGAUGAUAACAAAAUUGGACAUGCACCAUUAAUACUAGGCAGACCUUUCUUGAAAACUGCUAGGACAAUAAUUAAUGUGCAUGAGGGUACCUUGUCUAUGGAAUUUGCUGGUAAUACUAUCCAUUUCAACAUUCUCGAUUCCAUGAAGUAUCCUUCAGAAGAUCAUUCCUCCUAG